AUCGCGAGAACCACGCACCGACGUAAUGGUGUGUUUUUUUGUUGUUUUUUAAAGCUAGUGUACUUCAAUUAUAGUACCGUUUAUAUAACAAUAUGUUUGAAUAAUGAUCGAUGUCUGAACUUGAUAGUAUUUAUUUCAUUUGAAAAGCCGGAUACUAACAACGUACUGAUGAGUAGAGACUAAUGUUAAUGUUAAUGUUGCUAACCGCUACCAAGCUUAACGUUUACACUACCAUCCAUCCAUUUAUUACCGCUUGUCCCUUUUAGGAAUAAAAGGUAACAUGUAUUUAGUUGAGACUUCAAAGAGCAGAGUACAUAAUGCCAAACGUAGGUUUUAACUGUACAUCGACUAACAGGACGGUGAACUCAUUGCAGCAUUUUGUUUACACAGUGAAACACGAUGAGAAACAGACGUACCUUCCGAGCGGGGUUUCGUCUUCAACAACCUCGCUCCGUAUACCCGGUACGUUUUUCUGAAUCGUCUACGUGGAAGGAGCUAGAAAAAGACGAAGAACCUUUCUAUGAGGCAUCCAUGUUACUGCAAAUUGUUCACUGGAGUGCCGCCGCCAAAAGCUAGUCCGUGACGUCUUACUAGCCGCGAAUUCCGAGGGCAUUGAAUGCAGCAUAGUAAAACGUAUCCGUGUGCGUUAAAACAUAUAUUUAUAUAUCAAUGGUAGUGCUUCAUUGAUCCGUGUGAAAGUUAAAAACUGAUCUAAAUUACAACUAAGGAAUUACUAUACAAUUUAUUAGUCUAAUAAAUGUCGAAAAACUUGGGAAAAAAUAGAUGUGACGUCAUCAAAUAAAGUAAUGCUAUUGGUUUGCAUCACUCCCGUGGGCGGGUAACGGAAGUGGACUUCUAAUAUAACAAGUGCAGUACUACAAAGUAAUAUUGGACUCCGAAUAUUGUCAGGAAUCCAGGUAUGUCACGAUUUUUUUUACAUGAAUAAAUUUUAAUGUCUAAGGAAUUACUGUACCAUUCAUUAGUCUAAUAAAUGAGGAAAAGCUUGAGGGGAAAAAAAAUAGCUGGUGACGUCACCAAGUAGUGGGCGGGCCUUAUGAGCGGUAACGGAAGUAGCAAUGCAGUGACUGCACUUCGGACUUCUAAUAUAACAAGUGCAGUACAGUAUUACAAAGUGGACUCCGAAUAUUGUCAGGAAUGCAGUAGGCGGGCCUAAUGAGCAGAAACGGAAGUGGUAAUCCAGCGACUGCACUUUGGACUUCUAACUAAAUUCAGUAUUGCAAAGUAAUAUUGGACUCCGAAUAUUGUCAGGAAUUCAGUUGUAGUAGUGUCACCAUGGCAACUGAGGGGGACCCCUCAGACUUGGUGAAAGUGUUCCACCUCCUGGUGCUCUCCCUCACCUGGGGCAUGCAGGUCUGGGUCUCCUUCAUUGCAGGUUUUGCGUUGGUGUGGCAGGUGACUCGGCACACCUUUGGUCUGGUGCAGAGUAAACUCAUCCCGGUUUAUUUCCAUUGCCUGCUGGGAAGCCACUUGAUCAGUCUGGCUAUUUAUGCUGUGUAUCAUCCAAGAGAGCUGUUGGACACACAUGAAACCGUCCAGAUGGCUCUAUAUAUUGUGGCUCUGAUCACGGCGGGUGUCAACGCCUGGUGGUUUGGCCCGGCAGCCUCCGAGGUCAUGUUGCAGAUGUGGGAAGUGGAGAAGGAGCACGGCCUCGGUAACCAGGUGGGCCUGGGCAGCCAGAAGGAAGGUUACGCCAAGCUGAAAGAGCAGGACCCCAAGUACAGAGCCUGCAGGAAAACUUUUGGCCGCUACCACGGCUUGUCCAGCCUCUGCAACCUGAUGGGAGUCAUGUGCGUCACAACUAAUCUGAUCUAUACGGCUUUGAAUCUAACCACCAUUUAGACAAGGUGAGGGGUCUUCAGUAUACAGUAGUACCUCAACUUUUGAGCUUUUAUUGGUUCUGUGACGGCGCUCUGAUCUCAAAACACUUGUAUCUCCAUUUAAACAAAUUUAUAUCACUUUAAUUGGUAAUUAUUGUCCAGGGUGUACCCUGCCUUCCGCCCGAUUGUAGCUGAGAUAGGCGCCAGCGCCCCCCGCAACCCCGAAAGGGGAUAAGCGGUAGGAAAUGGAUGGAUGGAUGGAUGCAGGGAUUCUUAACCUUUUUGACAUCAGGGCCCAACUUUUCCACUACAUAGGGGCACAGAGCCCACUCCAGUAUUAACGCGGAAUUAGCAAUUUUUUUUUACGUCCAGCGUCAGACAUUCCUAUCCAUUACAUCAUAUUUGCAUACAUCAUAUAUCUAUUGCAGUGGUCCCCAACGUUUUUGUAUCCGCAGACCGGUCAACGCUUAAUAAUUUGUCCCGCGGGCCGGGGGG
Messenger RNA from Nerophis ophidion (straightnose pipefish), 2333 nucleotides. It is a transcript of the gene tmem205, whose product is annotated as transmembrane protein 205. Bases 1294 to 1860 code for a protein of 188 amino acids. The transcript has 5 exons. The record is from RefSeq and is a predicted model, not a curated record. NCBI's taxonomy places the organism in Eukaryota, Metazoa, Chordata, Actinopteri, Syngnathiformes, Syngnathidae.